Messenger RNA from Aspergillus calidoustus, 321 nucleotides. The record is from the annotation of a GenBank genome assembly. NCBI's taxonomy places the organism in Eukaryota, Fungi, Ascomycota, Eurotiomycetes, Eurotiales, Aspergillaceae.
AUGGAUUCAGUGCAGCCUUCGCCUGAUACCGCAUUAGACGAACCGACGCGACUUGGUGAUCGAUCGAGUCCUGAGGUUACAGCAAUGGGCCUUGCUGCUCGCUCACUAGGUGAUGUUGAAGAUACAGAUGAGUGCGCGAAAGGAUUCUUCGGCGACUCAUCAGCCGUAGCAUUUAUCAAGCGGUUACAGGAAACUCUGAAGUCCGAAACACACGCCUCAGGGCUUUCUCACUCACCCUAUAAUAGUAUUGCCCUCAAACCUGCAACACCGACUUGGCUAGCGUUUGGUUUUAUAGCGUCUUUUGAUUGGUGCUUAUCCUGA